AUGCAGGUCCCUUUGCUGAGGCUCCAAUGUGGAGUUAACUCCUAUGCCUGGGGCAAGAAGGGUCAUGACUCUACUGCUGCCAAGUUCGCUGCUGCCACUCCUGCUGGCGACUUCUCCAUCCAGUCAGAUAAGCCCUACUCCGAGCUAUGGAUGGGCACCCACCCCUCCAACCCCUCCAAGGACCUGACCACUGGUCGUACUCUACUCGACCUCGUCCAGGACAACAAGGCCCUCCUUUCCGACGCCGUCACUGCUAAAUACGGAGAGACGCUUCCUUUCCUCCUCAAGAUUCUCUCCAUCGAUACUGCUCUUUCUAUCCAAGCCCACCCCAACAAGAAGCUUGCCGAGGAGCUCCACGCCAGGGACCCCAAGAACUACCCCGAUGACAACCACAAACCCGAGAUGGCCAUUGCCGUCACUCCCUUCGAGGGCCUCUGCGGUUUCCGACCCCUCGCCGAGAUCGCCCACUUUCUCGAGACCGUUAGCCCCCUAAAGGCCCUUGUCGGUGCCGAGUUCGCCGACGAGUUCAUUGCCAACGCCAAGGCUCAGGCUGAGGACGCCUCGGAAGAGGCCACCGCCAAGAGCAAGAAGAUUCUCCAGAAGACAUUUGGCAGCCUCAUGGCCUCUUCGCAGUCCGACGUCGACGCCGAAACCGAGAAGCUCAUCAAGCUUGCCGACUCUGAGGGCGCCAACUUUGCUGCUGGCGGCGUUCCUUCCAUUUCUGGCGAGAAGAUGGCUGCGCUUGUACGCCGCCUCUACGGCCAGUAUGGCAACGACAUUGGCCUCUUUGUCCAAUUUUUCCUCAAUUACGUCGAGCUCCAGCCCGGCGAGGCUCUCUUCCUCACCGCCGACGACAUCCACGCCUACAUCUCGGGCGACAUUGUCGAAUGCAUGGCCUCCUCUGACAAUGUCAUUCGUGCUGGCUUCACGCCUAAAUACAAGGACGUCAGCACUCUCGUCAGCACCCUCACUUAUAACUUUGCCCCCAUUGAGGAGCAGAAGAUGAAGCCUACCGAGUACCCAUACGCCACCCUCAACCGUACUGGCUACAGCUCCAGCUCGUCCGUGACCCUCUACGAUCCUCCCAUCGAUGAGUUCGCCGUUAUCCGCACCACUCUCAAUGGUGACGGUGCCAAGGCCACCUUUGAGCCCAUUCAGGGCCCUAGCGUUGUCAUUUGCACCAAGGGCAAGGGCAAGAUUUCUGUCGGCCCCAAGGUUGAAGAUAUGGAGGAGGGAUAUGUCUACUUCGUCGGUGCCACCGCCGAGCUUGUUCUCGAGUCUCGUGGCGGACCUGAUGACGAGUUCGUUACGUUUAAGGCGUUCUGCGAGGUUGAGUAG
This is a messenger RNA of Scedosporium apiospermum, 1338 nucleotides long. RefSeq names its product Mannose-6-phosphate isomerase. Gene Ontology annotation, molecular function: zinc ion binding; mannose-6-phosphate isomerase activity. Gene Ontology annotation, cellular component: cytosol. Bases 1 to 1338 code for a protein of 445 amino acids. Gene Ontology annotation, biological process: GDP-mannose biosynthetic process; carbohydrate metabolic process. The record is from RefSeq and is a predicted model, not a curated record. The transcript has 2 exons. NCBI's taxonomy places the organism in Eukaryota, Fungi, Ascomycota, Sordariomycetes, Microascales, Microascaceae.